Molecule: messenger RNA, 2614 nt
Organism: Temnothorax curvispinosus
Lineage: Eukaryota; Metazoa; Arthropoda; Insecta; Hymenoptera; Formicidae
Product: X-ray repair cross-complementing protein 5-like
Exons: 15
Coding region: 148-2289 (713 amino acids)
Biological process (GO): double-strand break repair via nonhomologous end joining; telomere maintenance; cellular response to gamma radiation
Cellular component (GO): Ku70:Ku80 complex
Molecular function (GO): telomeric repeat DNA binding; double-stranded DNA binding; DNA helicase activity
Source: RefSeq, a predicted model, not a curated record
UGACACGCGAGUUAGGUUAUGUUCGACUUUGACGUUUGAUAAGUUUGAUUUGAAUGAAGCCGCCCAGUACAUCAAACCAUUCCGGGAACUGUGUCGACAAACUACAAAGGACUAUUUUUGCUGAAAACUCUUCGAUAACGCGAAGAAAUGCCACCGAAGAAAUUAAAGGAGAGUAUAACUUUUUUGGUGAACAUCGGAAAUGUCCGUCAUGGCACGCAGAGCAGCUCGCAGCUGUUGGAUAAGGAAAAGUUUAUUCUUAAACAUAUUAUUCAAAAAAAGAUAUUUCUACGUCCCAAGGAUGAGAUAGGAGUGAUACUAAUGGGCUCAGAUAGCAGCAGAAGCGACAGUAUUACAGGAUUGGACAACGUACGAGAACUGUGUCAUAUGCAGGUUGGAAACUGGGAUUUGAUAAAAAGCAUCGAGAAACUGGAAACCACAAAUCAGACUUCUUCAUGGAUGGAAGCAAUUUAUGCCGCGGUCGAAUAUAUCAAACACGAAUGCGUAGAGCAAUGUGAGAGGAAAAUAGUCUUGCUGUCUACUUUCAACGAGGAGGAGGAGACUGUUGACCAAUUUCAAGCAGAGGAUAUUGCGGAGAUAUUAAGUUCAGGAGAAAUCUCUCUUAUAGCAAUUGGAGAGAGAGCACUGGAUACUAUAGAUGAGGAUUCUCAAACAGCCAGUGAAAUGUUACUCAUGAACGUUCUGCAACAGAUUGGCGGUCAAUAUCUCACUUUUGAACAUGCUAUGACGGACGUACGCUUCUACAAACGGCCGUCGACUAGGCCGAAUCCGUGGUCCUGUCAAAUGACAUUAGGUGACUUCUGCAUACCAAUUCGCGGAAUUUCUAAAAUGCUGACUGAGGUAAAGUCACCAGAAAUGGUACUGAUGGCUAAGACGAGUACAUCUGACAUACCUGAUCAGGAAGUGCCAAUUAAGAAUGUCGCACAAUGGACGGACAAUAAUAGGACUAUUCACACAAAAGAGGAUAUUAUCCGUGGUUACGUCUAUGGUGGAAAGACCAUUCCUGUUUCAGAUGAAGCUAAGAAAUCCAUGACUCCCAAAGAUAAUGAGAAAUGUUAUAAAAUUCAUGGUUUUACUGCGAGAGAAAACGUUCCUAUGGAAUAUUGGUUGUCGGAUGGCACCUACGUAAUUGUACCCGCAAACGAGGUGGCUGCCGAACCGUUUUAUAGUCUGGUGCAGGCGAUGGUUGACAAAAAUGUUGUCGCGAUAGUGGAGAAGAUCUAUAGAGCAAACUCCGAAGCCAAUAUGAUGGCAUUAUUUCCAAGUGUUGAUGUACCGAAUGAACCAUGGUGUCUUGUUGAGAUCGGUUUGCCAUUUGAGCGAGAUUAUGGAGCAAUAGCUCAGAAACCGUUGAAAUUCGUGAUGAAACAACUGUCGAAGGAACAGGAUGACGCCAUGGAUGAUUUGUUAAUGUCCUUAGAAUUGCCUGAUGUUGCCGACGAUGACGCAACUGGCGGUAGUGAGAAAUAUUUACCGGGAUAUAUGCCGGAUCCUGGAACACAACACAUGUGGGAUAUAUUAGCGGCUCGCGCGCUUAAUCCGGACAAACCGUUGCCGCCUAUCGCCGACGAUGUGUUAAAUCUUCUAGAGCAACCCGAAUUCGUGAAAGAAAAAUGCAAACCAGUGGUGGAAAGGAUCAAAAACUUAUUCUUCUUGGAGAAAAAGAAGCCUCUUAGAAAGCGUCGGAUAUCGCGCUUUGCGACACGCGAAUCUCACGACCUGUUGACGUAUCACGCUGGAAAUGCUGGAAUCUCGGAGCUCGUCCGCUCCGCGGAAAACGAUCCUGGGGCCCGUCGGGGCCCUGGACCCUUCCUCGAAAGUGUGCAGCUCUCGCGUCACAAUCUCCGUGUAAAUUUAAGCGAGUUUCGUCACGGGAACAUUUACGUCUGCAGCCUGCUCGUCGCACUCGCUACGCUAUUCGUUGCGGUGCAAUGUGGUGACAUAAUGCGCAAGAGCAUCGUCUUCGACAAAAAUACGCCGGACGUGUUUUAUUGUCCGCAACACAAGCCGAUCGGUUUUGAGAAGAUGCUGGUCAAGGCGAGACCGCUCUCCAGGCUCUGUCAGUUCGAGGGCCGUCCGAUACCUGAAGAUUACAAGAGCGACUGUUACAACGAUGUGGACGAAACCGAGUACGCUUGCAAGGAGAAGUACAGAAUCAUGAUGAGGCUUCAUCCACCGGGAAGUAACACGCCUUAUAACGGGACACGCCUGUCCAAGUUUUUGGCCUUCGACAAAGAUUUGCCGUAUGCGCGAAAGAAGAAUCAAGUGUAGAGGAGAGCGGCUGCGUUCAAGGACGACCCAAGGAAGAGGGCCUUAUAUUAAUGCAGCUGAAAAUGUUCGCACGACGAACAUGUUAGUUAUGUUAUCAAUCUUAUAUGCUACUGCUAAAGACAGAGUCACUGAGUUCCUGUAAUCCAAUUAACGAGAAAUGCGUCCCAUUUUCGUACAAUCGAUCAGAUCGAACCAGCUACUGAUCGCUCAUUUAUGUUACCAUUUACUUGUGAUACUUGUGUUAAACGAUUUAACGUUCCUACUCGGCUUAACGCAAGUGCGAACUUCCUUCACGAAAUGCAGUGAAAUUGUUUUUGUAACAUAC